Molecule: messenger RNA, 1409 nt
Organism: Exaiptasia diaphana
Lineage: Eukaryota; Metazoa; Cnidaria; Anthozoa; Actiniaria; Aiptasiidae
Exons: 3
Coding region: 144-1190 (348 amino acids)
Molecular function (GO): protein binding
Source: RefSeq, a predicted model, not a curated record
UUCUGAGAAUUCAAUCGAGUUAUGUGGUUGAUGAAGGAAUAGUGAUAGAUGCUACAGAUAAAGCAACGAGAAAGAUAAGGUUUGCCAUUUUAUCCACAUAAAAAUUAUUUAGAAAAAGUCUCAUAAAGCAAGUAUUUCAAGAGAUGUUAUGCUCUUUGUGCGAAACAGAGAAGCUUCGGCGGGAGUUUCAGACGAUCGAUAUAUGCAAAAACAAACACGUUGAAAGAUUCUGCUUACGAUGCAUCGCAGAUUACAUCGAUAGAAAACGUUGCUGUCCAGUUUGUAACCAGGAUAUUUCAAAGACCAGCAAUAACUUCAUAACUUGCCAGGAAAAACUUAAGUGGUUGUUUCCAGAACUUGAAGAUGAUAAAGACGAAGUUCAAACAGCAAUUCACGAUACAGUUGGUAUCUCGAAAAUACGGGUAGUGAUGCUUGGAGGAGAAACUGCUCUUGUGCCAUUCUGCUCGACAAUGAAAGURAAGGAUUUCAAAACGUCUGUGAAGGAAAAGUUCAAUGUUGAAUGUGAGAUGCAGAAAUUGUUGUACAGAGACCAAGUKUUAGAGAGCUACCAGUCAUUCAAUGCCAAGAAAAUGAGUGAUUACAAGGUGCAAGCAGAAGGGACRAUCCAAUUGGUCAAAAUCUUAAAGACACUUUCAUCAUCGGUUGAACAMGUGAUCUUUGAUUUUUCUUGGGGAUUUCCUAAUUCUUUUUGCCCAGACUUCCUCGACGCUUCMGCCUUGCUGUACUCUGGAGGUAAUUUCAUCGAGUAUGUGGAUUUCAGAAAUCCUACGUCCUGGCAGGCGCUCGGAGCUGUAAGACAUUCUGGGCAUGCACAGAGAGAAGGCGACCGUGGUCGACAUCGCAUGAACGUUCAACUAACCAGUCUCCCCUUCCAUAUCAACAAAGUUUUCUUCACUCUCAGUAGCUGGAAUUCUCCAAGCAUUGCAAAUUACCGAAGCCCAAGAUURCAAUUUUACGAUACAYGUUAUCCAGACAAGCAGCUYUGUAGUGAGGAGUUUGGGCGCGCAAUUCACCAUGAGGCAGUGAUAAUGUGUAGUGUUUGUCGUGGAUCUGAUGGCAAAUGGACGGUGUACAGUCUUGGCGAGCCUUCUUCUGGUAAUUGUAAGCGGGAAAGAUAUUAUCUUUUGAAARGCACUAUUGAGGAUAUCAUUAGAAGGGGAAUCUGUUAAAAUGUCAACUGAUCGAAUUAGGCAAAUUCUCUAUUGAAGUGAAUAUUGGCUUUAGAAAAUCUGGAUCAUGAACUAUCAAUUGUAUUUUUGGUGUAAAACCUCCGAGAUACUAUGUAUCAGGGAAGAUAGCCCUAGUGUCGACCUUUUAAUUUUUUUAAGCAUGUAAGACGUUUGUUGGAAAAUCACUUCAAAUAAUUAAUAAAGUAUUGUGAUCCUAAA